Molecule: messenger RNA, 1930 nt
Organism: Numida meleagris (helmeted guineafowl)
Lineage: Eukaryota; Metazoa; Chordata; Aves; Galliformes; Numididae
Gene: CPN2
Product: carboxypeptidase N subunit 2
Exons: 2
Coding region: 110-1747 (545 amino acids)
Molecular function (GO): protein binding
Source: RefSeq, a predicted model, not a curated record
ACGCGUCGUCAGCUGCCUCCACAUCCGCCCCAGGACGCAUCUUCCCUUCUCGGCGAGUUUCACUCCUGGCAGCAGGCUCAGUGUGUUCCCCGUGGUGGUGGUCCCUGCGAUGCCGUUCUCGUGCAGCGUGCUGCUCCCCGCCAUGCUGGGGCUGGGGGCCCUGCUGGCACGGGGGCUGCCCCUGCCCUGCCCCCUGCCCUGCCAGUGCUAUGGCCGCGCCAGCAUCUUCUGCUCAGACGAGAGGAUGAGGGAGAUCCCAGUGGGCCUGCCUGGCAACGCCACGCAGCUCUUCUUCGUGGAGACGGCUGUGAGCCGCGUCCGGAGCGGUGCGCUGGGCCCCAGCACCAUCCUCACCAAACUGGUGUUCAUCAACAACCGCAUCCAGGAGCUGGAGCCCGGCGCCUUCCGUGGGCUGCCCGGCCUGGCUGAGCUGGAGCUGUCGGGCAACCCGCUGCCAUCCGUCAGCCCGGAGCUGCUGAAGGGGCUGCCCAGCCUCACCGUGCUAUCCCUCAGCUCCAAUGCCCUCCACUCCCUGCACCCGGAGCUCUUCACUGGUGUGGGCAGCCUACAGGAUCUGCGCCUGCGGGGAAAUAGGAUCGAGGCACUACCCCACGACAUCUUCCACCCCCUGCAACGCCUCCAGGCCUUGGACCUCUCGCAGAACGCGUUGGCUCAGCUGCCUGAGGGGCUGCUGGCCCCGCUCACUGCUCUGCGCGUCCUGAAGCUGAGUGACAACAUGCUGGCUCAGCUGCCACCCCGUGCCUUUGUAACACUAAUCCAGCUGGCCGAGCUGCACCUGGAUGGCAACCAGCUGGCAGAGCUGCCCCCUGGUGCCUUCACCGGGCUGACGGGGCUGCAGCGGCUGCAGCUGCAGCACAACGCUCUGGGCAGCCUCGCCCCUGCCACCUUUGCUGGCCUCACCAACCUCACCUCCCUCAGCCUGGAGGGGAACUGCCUGGCCCAGCUGCCUGCUGCCCUCCUGCAGGGCACCCCGUGCCUCCUGCACCUCUCGCUGGCCCGCAACCGCCUGCAGACGCUGCCCAAGGGCCUCUUUGCCAACCUGUCAGCGUUGCAGAGCUUGGCGCUGGAGCAUAACGCCCUGUCCCACCUUCCCGCUGAGGCCUUCCAUGGGCUGGCAGAGCUGACAGCACUGCAGCUGGGCCGCAACAACCUCUCCGUGCUGCCCGCUGGGCUGCUGGACGAGCUGCCCCGCCUGACAUCACUGGGACUGGAGCACAACAGCCUGUCCCACCUGCCCACGGGCUUCUUCGAUGCCAACGAGGAGCUGGUGCGCGUGAGUCUGGAGAGCAACCCCUGGGUGUGUGACUGUCGCCUCGCCUACCUGCUGAGCUGGCUGCAGGUGUUUGCUGAGCCCCUAGUCCACCUGCAGGCCUCCUGCACGGGCCCCGUUGCCCUCGUGGGACGCCCCCUCCUGGAGGUGACCCUCCGGCCGCAGGUAUGCGCUCGCCACCAGGGCUGGGACGAGGCGCCUGGGGAGGAUGCACCGGGGCAGUGCACCUACAGCAACCCCGAGGGCACGCUGCAUGUAUCCUGCAAUGCCACGAGCUGCCAGCAGCUCAGCCUUCGCCUCCCUCCUCCUCCUCCUGGGGAAGCAGCAGGGCUGGGGCCCGAGUACCAGGGUGACUGGGUGCUGCGCUCCUCCUGCGGCACGCUGCGGGUCAGCAUCCUCGUCACGAUGCAGGACGGAGAGAAGGACGUGUCACCUGGUGUCCCUGCUGCGCCCUAGGGCAGGGCACUCUGCUCCGGGGUCAGCGGGCUGCUGCAGCCACGUCAGCCCGGGGAACGACGACGUGUUCUGCUCUGAUGUCCCCACCGUGGUCACCAGCCCCAGGAGCGGGACUGCCGGUAUUCAUUUGCCCAGCCACGCGCUCCUCGUGUAUUCCAAACAUCAUUAAAACGUAGAUAUUAA